Messenger RNA from Puntigrus tetrazona (Sumatra barb), 2375 nucleotides. RefSeq names its product scavenger receptor class B, member 1 (gene scarb1). Lineage: Eukaryota; Metazoa; Chordata; Actinopteri; Cypriniformes; Cyprinidae. Gene Ontology annotation, cellular component: caveola; cytoplasm. Gene Ontology annotation, molecular function: scavenger receptor activity; low-density lipoprotein particle binding; lipid binding. Gene Ontology annotation, biological process: cholesterol import; cholesterol efflux; plasma lipoprotein particle clearance. The transcript is spliced from 14 exons. The record is from RefSeq and is a predicted model, not a curated record. Bases 236 to 1753 code for a protein of 505 amino acids.
AAAACCUGCCGGGUUGGCGAGCCGGACUUUAACAUCACUCACAGCUUUAAUGUACACGAUCAUAAAGUCAGCGGAGCAUUAAUAUCUCAAUGGCCAGAGUUUUAUGGCUUUAUCUUGUGUAACUGAAAGUCUGUUCAGCCGCCGCGCUUUGAGUUCCCUGCUCUUUCCAGAAGGAAUCACUUUAUUGUUCUCAGCUCUGCGUGUGUUUGUGAAGUGAACUGUGUGGGAAACAAGGAUGGCGGUGUCUAAAUCUACACUAUCGAUCGUUUUUAUAGUUCUGGGAGGUCUGGCGGUUUUAUUCGGGACUGUGCUGGUGUUUGUCGGACCUAUUAUAAUAGACGAUCAGAUAGUGAAGAAUGUAGAGAUCAACCCAAACAAUGGACUCUCGUACACUAUGUGGAAGGACAUCCCGGUUCCCUUCUUUAUGUCCGUAUAUUUCUUUCACAUUGUCAACCCUGAUGAAAUCCUAAAAGGAGAAAAGCCCGCGGUGGUACAGAGGGGGCCGUAUGUGUACCGCGAAAAGCGCUGGAAGGACAACAUCACGUUCCAUGACAACCACACCGUCUCGUAUAAAGAAUUCCGGCAGUAUUUCUUCGAGGAGAGCAUGUCUGUUGGAGACGAAUCUGACGUGGUCACCAUCCCUAACAUGCUAGUGCUGGGUGCGUCGGUGAUGAUGGAGAACAUGCCCUUUCCUUUACGCUUGCUGCUCAGCUCCACGUUCAAGACCUUCAACGAGGGACCUUUCUUGACGAAACCAGUCGGAGAACUCAUGUGGGGCUACGACAGCCAGUUGGUGGACUUCCUGAACAAAUACCUCCCUGGGAUGCUCCCAACCAGCGGGAAGUUUGGCUUAUUCGCUGAGUUUAACAACUCCAACACGGGACAGUUCACGGUCUUCACUGGUCAAGACGACAUCCGGAAAGUUCAUAAGGUGGACUCCUGGAACGGCAUGAAAAGCGUGGAUUACUGGAGGACUGAACAGUGUAACAUGAUCAAUGGUACAGCGGGUCAGAUGUGGCCUCCGUUCAUGACUGAAGAGACGACGAUGCCCUUCUACAGCCCUGAUGCGUGCAGGUCCAUGGAGCUGGUGUACCAGAGGCCAGGUGUGUCGCGGGGGAUUCCCGUGUACCGCUACGUGGCUCCAAAGACUCUUUUUGCCAACGGUGCAGAUUAUCCUCCCAAUGAGGGCUUCUGUCCAUGUCGACAGUCCGGCCUUCUCAACGUCAGCACCUGCAGACACAAGUCCCCUGUGUUCAUCUCCCAUCCACACUUUUUUGAGGCUGAUCCUGUCCUUUUGGACACAGUUGAUGGACUGAGCCCAAAUGAAGAAGAACAUGGGCUUUUCAUCGAUAUCCACCCGGAGACCGGCGUGCCAAUGAACGUCUCCAUUCGGCUGCAGCUCAACCUGCUCAUCAAGAGCGUGUUUGGCAUCUCGGAAACAGGAAAGAUAGCUGAAACGGUGAUGCCCAUGAUCUGGUUUGAAGAGAGCGGCUACAUUGACGGUCCCGUCCUCAACACGUCCCGCACUAAUCUGGUGGUGCUGCCCAUGAUCAUGGAGUACAUGCAGUACAUCUUCAUCGCUCUCGGACUCGCAGGCAUUUUUGGAGCCGUGAUAUUAUACAUCACUGACAAGAAAGCCAAGAAAGAGACAGUGUCUCUCACACAAGGGGAAAGCGUAAAAGAUACAAAACACGACCCGACCAAUGAGACGCAGGCUGAAAAAUAUAGCAUGAACGACACAGGUAAAAAGUAGGAUGGAUGGUCAGCCCUGCACAGAUGUGGACCCGUCCAGCUCAGCCACAGAAAAGACCCCAUUACUACAGACCCCAGCAAGCUAAAGUCCCUAUCCACAUCACAGCCUGCUUUCACAAACUCACCAUCCACUGGACAACUAAUAAAAGUCAUACUGAAUGCUGGACUUGAAUGAAGUGGUUUAAGUCCAGACUAUUCUGUGUGCUCAAGGGAUCUGAUGUGGAGUGAGGACAUUUACUUGUUCAUUCUGUCUGUUUGUUGCCCAUUGCUCAUUUUUAAAGGUUAUUUUUUUGACACUUGAAAUACUUGACAAAAUACACUAGACAUUGAAUUUCAAAUGGUGCAUUUAUAUUAAAAAACAAAAGAAACACGACUAUAUUGUCAAAUCACUCCAUACUGUUUUCUCAGAAGGAAAAAACACUUACUUGUUCUUUGAUCUUGUACGCUUGAACCUUCAUCCUGUAAGGAAAUGCCAUGAACACUGCAUGACAAUAACGUGCCAUCGAAUGAAAUAUCCUCUGAAAGCAGAAGAAAUGCUGAGCCAUCACAGUCCUUAAUACGUUUCCUGUAUUCUGUCUCUUAAUGCACUUCUAUUGUAAUAGAUCUAAAAUGUUCCUUAAUGA